This is a messenger RNA of Nothobranchius furzeri (turquoise killifish), 4810 nucleotides long. RefSeq names its product neurabin-1. The record is from RefSeq and is a predicted model, not a curated record. Gene Ontology annotation, molecular function: actin filament binding. Gene Ontology annotation, cellular component: dendrite; actin cytoskeleton; postsynaptic density. Gene Ontology annotation, biological process: actin filament organization; calcium-mediated signaling; neuron projection development. Lineage: Eukaryota; Metazoa; Chordata; Actinopteri; Cyprinodontiformes; Nothobranchiidae.
UGAACUUAACCGCGUCCACUCCGCUGCAUUCAUUAUCCGUCGUUAAUUUGCAUUUCGAUCAUUUAGUUUUAUUUCUCAGAACUCGGUAGGCUUUAAAAAUGGUGUGAAAGAUUAGUCUAACAUGAUGUGGACUUACAACGAAAGCGAAUGAGGAACUAGGGUUUAAAUUAAGGUUAAGUUAAUUUUGCUAAUCAAUUUAGCGACUUGGAUAAACAACAACUUAUUGUCUAAUUGCAGCGCUGGUUUACGUCUGGCACGUACAGUCUAACAACAGAAUAGUAACAUUAGGCUGAACGUGAAGACACAAGUGUGGUGUUAAAAUGUAUUCAAUUAAUUAGCAGACCAGGUGCAUGUGCCCUCGAUCAUCUAUUUUCCGAGUUUACGUUGAAGCAGCCAACAGGACGGAGAACAAGGUGAUUGCUUAUCAGAGGCUCAUACCUGCUCAGUUGCUUUCACGCGGUUCAGACCUCCAGACAACUUCCGGCUCCACAUAAUAAAAGUAGUUGUGGUAACUAGAAGACUCUAAAUCUAAGGACCUUCAACCACGAGCUUCUCUUUGCGGCCUGAGAUGAUCUGACAAAUUGACAGCAUUUCCUGCCUUAAUGCAAGCACUCAACUAAACCAGCAAAUCUUACCUGCUCAAGUGCUUUUUGUCAACAAUAAAAAGCUCAUUACUCAGCUUUUUCACAUUUUUUUAAAGGACUUCAACAUGAUGCGACCAGACAACAAAGGCCGAAGUGCCUCCCCUCACAGGAUAACUUACAAAUCUGACUUCCACGCCAUCAAAUGCUCAUUUGACACCCGGCCUAGGCUACAGCCAAAUACCAAAGCUGCUGUUUCUACCCAGGCCUCCGCCAUGCACCCAGUAAGGCUCCUAACCAACCUGUCAGACUCCUUCAUGUCCAACACCAGCACCAGUGGCAGCCGAGGUCGGAUCCAAAGCACCAGGGGAGCCAAGAUCAGAGAGAACAUUUUUCUUCAAAUGGACAGCCAGCAGUCAAAACAAGACAGCGCUCUGACCCCAACUUCUCUCUCUACGCCUCUUCUUCUCCCCCAAAAUCAUAGCUUCCAGCUCAAUAGUUCCCCUUUCUCUGGGUCCAGAUGUUCAGUCAUCAGUUCCUCGUCUGUUAUGAGCAGUCUAGCCAGUGUUUCUUCAGCAGAAGACAAACCUUCCGGAGCAGAGGAAAUAGCAGAUAUCGACAGAGUUGCUCUGGCUCAAAAGUUCUCUGUAACUCGAAAAUUGUUUGAAACCAAGAUGAUGGAAGGUGGGAGUUUUGGGAGGGGUGUUUUAAAGCCUCUCAGGGUAGGCAAGGGGGCUGCAGGUGGGAAAAGGGACGUGGAAAAGGAGCUGGAGGCAAAAGGGAUAAAAGCGUGCAUAAACGAGGAUGGGUUUGAUAAAGAGGCAUCCGUAAACCACAUCAUAAACGUUUCCUCGCUGAUCCCUCAUCCUGCAGCGUCACUGACAAAGGAUCCUAAAUCACCUGCUCUCAAUGGCUCUGGUAGAGCACAAGGAAGGUAUGAUAAAACAGAGGUCCAGAGGGGAGAACGAGAAGCUCUUAACUUCUGCUCGACUUCAGAGGAAACGCUGAGAGCAGAACUUGUCAAUGUGAAGAACGAUUCUUCAGAGAGUGACGAGAACGAAGAGGAGAAGGUUUGGAAGGAGAACAAGCAGUGGCUAAAUGGUAAGACGGAAAUGCAUCAGAUCAAAGAUGGAAGAGAAAGUGAGACAUCUUUAGCAGAUGAGGUCUUUGAGGAAGCUAGAGUGGAAACGCCAAGGCAUCUUUGUUUGCUGGGAAAUGGCGUGGAGAUCGGAACAGCAACGGCUGGUUCAGGUUUUUCAUCGGAGCUCCAGGAUUCAUCGGAGAACUUGCAAAGGAACAGGAUCGAGAGUAAAAAGGAGGAGCAGAACGGAUACAGAACAGAAAGAGACAACAUGGAGAAAAAGACUGAUGCUGGAUUAGGAGAAAGUGCUUUUGUGCUGGAGAGGGUUGUGAUCAAAGAGAUGAACACCAACAAGGAAGCUGAAGGAGAGGCGGAAUGUGGCGAUGGAGAAGAUGAAUCUAGACGAGAUCAAAAGGAAGGAGGAGGGAGUGUGAGCAAAAAGGGAACACCAGAGCUGCUGGAGGAGUUUGUCAUUGAGGAGGUGAAACAUGUGGCAUCCAAAGGAGGUAGUAAUGGAAAGGAUUAUGGUGGAGGAGACAAAGAGGACCAAAUGGUAAUCUGUGGGAUUGAGAACAAAGCUUUCAUGUUUGAGCAGAACUCCCGGUCUCAUCCGGAGCUUUCAGGACCACUAAGACGGGAGCAGGAAGGCUCCCUGCAGAGGGAUAAUCAAAAAGCAGUGGAAUACGAAGAAAUUCCUGGUGUGUCUGAACUGGACAGUCAGGAUGAGGAGGCUGCAAAGAGGAGAGUCCGGUUCUCCACAGCACCAAUCCGGGUGUACAGCAUGUAUUCUAACGCCGAGUACGACAGACACAAUGAGGACAUCGAUCCAGUGUCCGCUUCAGCUGAGUUUGAACUGGAAAAGCGAGUGGAGAGGAUGGACGUGCUUCCAGUGGAGAUAGAAAAAGGAGAGGAUGGAUUGGGCAUCAGCAUCAUCGGAAUGGGUGUCGGGGCUGAUCAGGGACUGGAAAAACUGGGAAUCUUUGUCAAGACGGUCACUGAGGGAGGAGCAACCCAGAGAGAUGGAAGGAUACGGGUGAACGAUCAGAUAGUGGAGGUGGAUGGUGUGAGUCUGGUCGGAGUUUCCCAACUGUUUGCAGCCACGGUCCUCAAGAACACGUCGGGCCUCGUUAGGUUUUUGAUUGGUCGAGAGAAGGAAGGAGUGGAGAGCGAGGUGGCACGGCUAAUCAACGAGAGCUUGGAGAUGGAGAAAACUAAAAAGAGAGAAAGCAGGAGCAGUGGAGAUGAAAGUGACGACGACAGCGCGUCGGAGAGGGAGUCUGGCUUGGAGGAGGAGGAGGAUGAAGAUGUGUCUGUUCUGUCCAGUAUGGAAAACUACCAGCUCUGUCUCAAAUACCAGCAGCUUUUGUCAAAGUUGCGUAGCAGAACAGCUCAGCUUCAUCGUGCAAGAGAAAAGUUAAAGGUGUGGGAGGAGCAGCAGGCCUGUUGGCAGAGCCAGAAGGCCGAAUUGGAGCAGAGGGCACAGGAUGGAGAGGAGAAGUCCGACAAACUAGAGAAUUACUGGCAGGAGGCACAAAUACUGUGCAGAGUUGUGAGCCAGCGACUAGCUGAUGCCCAGACCCAGGCGGAAAACCUGGAGAUCAAAUACAGCAAGGCCAAGAGGCUGGUCAGAGAUUAUCAGAGCAGGGAAGAGGAGAGGGAGAAAAGAUUACUAGAUCUGAGGCGUGAAAUGGAAGAGAAAGAGAAGCGGUAUCAAGAGAUCAUUGAAAGGCUACAAAUUCAGACAGCACAGUUAGUGAAAAAAGAGGCUGACCCUGAGAGGAACAACCACUUUGUGGACUCUUCAGUCACCGGUUUGGACUGGUAUUUUCCGGUUCCUGAUACAGAACGUCUCGACUCGAGCGCUCAGCUCGCCAGAGCUCAGCUAGCUCAAAAAUCCAAACGCCACCCACCCUCACGAGACAAACUCAGAGAGAGCUUCAAAGAGCAGCAGGAGGAAGUAGUCCUCAAGCCACAUGAUAGUCAGUCACUUCCUGCUUUUACACUGGUCCAAGCCAAAAGGAGUGACCUGUCCAGCGCCUCUUCGUUCCCAGCAUUCAGUCCUCACUCUACCCCGAGCUCCCUCCUCACCCCUCCUGUCUUCAUCGAUGACAUGGUCACACCCUCACCAUGCAAAUCCUCAGCUUCCAGAAAGUCCAGAAGGAAAUUUCCAAACUUCAGUGGCCUUCGCAAGUCUCUCGGCAAAAAGAGAAAUGAAAAGUGCAGCAGAGGAGCUACAAACAGCAGGAGAUCUUGUGAUGAUCUGGUAGAUGAGCCUAGUGAGAUUUCGCCAUCAGGCUCAGUCACCUCCAUGCCUUCAUGUCUGCCCAUCCCCUGGUUUGGAGACCAAGGGAAGGAAAAGGAGAGAAGCAGGGAGAGGCUGCGGUGCGUGUCCAGCAGCAGUUUGCCUUAUCUCACCACCACAGGCAGAAGAGAUCGGAGCGUUGGCUCUCCUGUGGGCUGCUCCAGCAUGGUGGGUCAAAUCUCUGAUCACUCCCUCUCAGGGCACUCUCACACUUGCACUUUUUCCUCCUCUGAGACUUUGGAUGAUUUUCCGUUUCCCAACAACAACAACGAUCCGUGGCAAAGCCGACCCGUGUCGGAGUGGAACCACCAGCAGGUGUGUCUGUGGUUGAUCGACAUGAACAUGGAUCGGUACGCGUCCGAGUUCGCUGCCAGAGGGGUGGACGGAGUUCAGCUAGUGAAUAUGGAUAGUCAGAAACUCAAGGCACUUGGUGUGUCGAGUCAAAACGAUCGCUCUGUCCUCAAGAAGAAACUAAAGGAAAUGAGACGAGAUGAAAGGGAACAAAGGAAGGAAGACAGGAGGAUGAAGGAAGCUGAAAGCAAAGAGAAAGUGAAGAUGUUGAGUGAGAAAUCGGUGAAAGACGUUGGAAGUUUAAAAAGAACCGAGUCACUCUUGUAGAGGCUGGGCCAGACGAACCUCCAGCGGGAGUGUAUUUGGUUUUAUGUACACACACGAGACUGAAUUUUUUUAUGUAGUGCUUUUAGAUCAACUUUAUAUAUAACUUUGUUUUCUGCUGUUUUUAUUGAUUUACCAUAAUUUAUUCUACACUUGACAUGAUGUGCUGACUUUUCACACUCAGGUAUUUGCUGUAAAUGUUUUUACGUGUUAAUAAAUGUUAAAACCUUA